Ectocarpus sp. CCAP 1310/34 is the source of this 532-nucleotide messenger RNA. The record is from the annotation of a GenBank genome assembly. NCBI's taxonomy places the organism in Eukaryota, Phaeophyceae, Ectocarpales, Ectocarpaceae.
UGCCUGGUUUUGCAGCGCAUUGCCGCUACCAAACCACCACCACAGCGCCCCCCCACGGCACGUGUCAAGCUGAGCCACCUGCCAUGGCUGUCAGUCCAGCCAGGAGGGUCAAGCGUGCCCAUGGGCUGGCCUCUGUCACGAAGAGGGUGUCGAGCCUGUUGGAUGCACUGGCCAUUUUGGACAACCUCUCAGCGCUCGAUGCUCCGACGAAGAGGAACCGCAGCACCCUGGUCACGCGGGAGAGGGGGCCUUUCGAGACGUACAUCAAGCCGAUGCUGCAAGACCACACGUUCUCAGUGCGCUUUCGCAUGGAUUACGAUGACUUCAGGGGUUUUAGUAGAUCACCUGCGACCUGCCCUGCAUUAGAACGAGAAGAUGGGGCUGCUGCGCAACGGCGCCAUCCCGGCGGAGUACCAGGUCGCGAUGACGUUGAGAUGGCUCGCGGGGGGGUCCAUCUACGAGUGCAUUGACGGCCAUGUCAUCGCGAGGAGUACAGCACACCACGUAACGCCGACCGUGAUCAACCCCCUGA